Phalaenopsis equestris is the source of this 621-nucleotide messenger RNA. RefSeq names its product equilibrative nucleotide transporter 1-like. NCBI's taxonomy places the organism in Eukaryota, Viridiplantae, Streptophyta, Magnoliopsida, Asparagales, Orchidaceae. Gene Ontology annotation, cellular component: plasma membrane. Gene Ontology annotation, biological process: nucleoside transmembrane transport. Gene Ontology annotation, molecular function: nucleoside transmembrane transporter activity. The record is from RefSeq and is a predicted model, not a curated record. The coding region runs from base 1 to 621 and encodes 206 amino acids. The transcript has a single exon.
AUGGGUUUCUCCGACGAAGAACAGCGUCUUCUCAACCCGCCGAAGUUAAAUCUCGACGGCGAUGAGGAGAGCUCGGCGGCGACGAGGGCGACGGCGGUGGUCGGAGCGGCUCCGAAGGAUCAGUUCUACAUUGCCCACAUAAUCUACUUCAUUCUUGGAAUGGGCUAUCUCCUUCCAUGGAAUGCCUUUAUCACCGCCGUUGAUUACUUCAGCUAUCUAUAUCCAGGAACGCCCGUCAAUCGCGUCUUCUCGGUUGCUUAUAAGCUCUUCUGUCUUCUCCCUCUCAUCUUUAUAAUCGGCUGGGCGCAUCUUUCGUCGGCCACUGUUCGGAUCAACGCUGGUUUGGUCAUCUUCACCGUCUCGCUUGUCGUUGUUCCCGUUCUCGAUGCCUUCUAUGUUCAAACAACGAGGGGGGUUUAUAGCGCCUAUGAUGUAACCGUCGCUGCUGUGAUUCUUUCUGGAAUUGGGAGUGCGCUCGUACAGGGAGGUGUUAUCGGAUCCGCUGGAGAGCUUCCCGAAAUCUACAUGCAGGCCGUUGUUUCCGGAGCUGCGGCUUCAGGUUAUGAUUUGACCUCAGCCCCCUUUGAAUCUUUCAAGCAACGGUUUCUUUUGUUUUCUUAA